Messenger RNA from Vigna angularis (adzuki bean), 912 nucleotides. RefSeq lists its product as uncharacterized. Lineage: Eukaryota; Viridiplantae; Streptophyta; Magnoliopsida; Fabales; Fabaceae. The record is from RefSeq and is a predicted model, not a curated record. The coding region runs from base 71 to 682 and encodes 203 amino acids. The transcript has a single exon.
AAUUCUGAAUUCUCAGCCUCAGCACAGCACCAUCACCCAAAUCUCUCUCACAGGAUACAUACAAACAAACAUGUCUACUCCUCCGUCUUCCAAUCUGAAAACCUCACAUACAGUUCAAGUUUUCUCUGCCAUAAAACCAUCACCGCAUACUCCAUCGCCGUCUUCUUCAGCCUUAAGCUCCAUGAAGCUCAAGAGCCUCAUCCACACCCUCAUAGUCUCCCACAUGUGCCGUAUCAUUCGUGCACUCUCUAAACUCAAAGCUGCAAUCUUGCAAAACCUCAAAGGAAACCAGUCAAACAACAUUCACUACCUCCACCACAGAAAGCAAAAGAUGACCAAGAAGAUCAUCUCCGGCUCCUUCAGGCUUCACUACAACUGGUGCUCCUCCAAAUCCUCUCAGGUUAUCACAGUCCCCUCGAGGGUCUUUCAGGGUUUGUCAAAUCCUCCUGAUUCCGACCACUUGUACGAGGAUUGCCACGGCAGCGCCCAGCUCUCGGGCUACUUGCGCUGGCUGGAAGAAAAGAUUUCUGACGAUGAUAACAAUGACGGCAAGAGUUAUUGUGAGACUAACGAAAUCGAUAUGAUGGCGGAAUUGUUCAUUGCGGAUUGUCAUGAAAAGUUUAGGUUGGAGAAGCAAGAGUCUGAUAGAAUGUUCCAUGAAAUGUUGGCUAGAGGCAUGUGAAAUUUGGUGGAACAUGUUACUAUUUAAAAGUUCAGACAAUAGAGGGGAAGGGCUUUGUUGAAUUUUAUGGUGUAUUUUCCUUUCUUUAAUUAACUUUUCAUAAGAUGGAAAAAGGGUAGUGAAAAAUGGAAGAUGGGGAUUCAUGCUUAUAUAUAUAUGUUGAUAGUCAUGGAAGUUUUAUUUUGCCUUUGGCUUGUUAAUCAGAAUGAAACUGCAUCUUCAAAUUCUCA